Messenger RNA from Mycena citricolor, 1578 nucleotides. The record is from the annotation of a GenBank genome assembly. NCBI's taxonomy places the organism in Eukaryota, Fungi, Basidiomycota, Agaricomycetes, Agaricales, Mycenaceae.
CCUCGACAUCGUGUCAUCAGAGAAGGCAUGGUCCCGCGAAUCCAGACUUUCACCAGAGAAGAGGUGGAAGAGCAUUCAAAGCCGGGAGACCUGUGGAUCAUCAUAGACUCACGCGUUUAUGAUCUCUCGAAAUUCGCUUCGAUUCAUCCAGGCGGACUGGCCGUUCUUCUUGACUCUGAAAUAGCCGGGCAAGAUUCCACGGAGAUUUUCUUCUCCUUGCAUCGUGCUGAAGUCUUGGAUAAAUAUGAACGACUUCAGAUUGGAGUUAUUCAGUCCGAGCAGCCCGAAAUCAAGAGUCACGUAGCUGGUUCGCUCAACCGCGUUCCAUAUGCUGAGCCAACUUGGCUUGCCAAAGGCUUCCACACUCCUUAUCACAAAGAGCACCACCGUCGUUUCCAAGCCGCUGUCCGCAAAUUCGUAGAGGAGGUCGUAUAUCCUGAUGCACAGGCAUGCGAGACCAACGGCACCCGCCCUUCUCAAGAUGUGCUGGACGAAAUGGCACGUCUCAACAUCAUCGCCAUGCGAGUAGGCCGAGGCCCGCACCUUCAGGGUCGUGUUCUCAUGGACGGGGUGAUCUCGGUCGAAGAGUUCGAUCUUUUCCACGAGCUUAUUCUUACACAAGAACUGUCGAGACUGCAUGCACGAGGUUACAACGACGGUCUGGCUGGUGGCACCAUCAUAGGCCUUCCACCCGUCAUCUCGUUUGCCAAACCUGCAUUGCGAGAUCGAGUGAUUGCUGACGCGCUCUCGGCCAAGAAGCCAAUCUGUCUAGCCGUAACAGAGGCCUUUGCGGGCAGCGACGUGCAAGGCAUCCGAUGCCGGGCUACAAAGACAGCAGACGGCUGGAUAGUCAACGGGACGAAGAAAUGGAUCACGAACGGUAUGUGGGCGCACUACUUCACAGUGGCGUGUAGAGGAGACAACGGCGACAUCGUGAUUCUCGUCGUGGAACGGUGCAGUGCGGUAGGCACCACGCCCAUCAAGACUUCGUACUCCUCUGGCGCCGCUGGAACUGCGUUUGUGACAUUCGACCAUGUAUUUGUUCCCGAGGAGAACCAGCUGGGGGCUGGUCAACCGGGACUGAACAUCAUUCUUGCAAACUUCAACCACGAGAGAUGGGCUUUGAUCACAGCAACGAUAGCGGGCCAGAGGAUCAUCUUGGAGGAAUGCUUCAAAUGGGCUUCGCAAAGAAAGGUCUUCGGCAAGCCUCUCACAGCGCAGGCUGUCAUCCGGCAGAAACUGGCAAACAUGAUCAGUCGAGUCGAAAGUUGCGACAGUUGGCUGCACGACGUUACUUUCCAGAUGGGUGCCAUGAGCGCCAGAGAACAAGCCAAACAUCUCGCAGGACAGAUUGCAUUCUUGAAAAUGCAUGCGACCAGAGCUUCGCAAGCCACAGCUGCGGACGCCGUGCAGAUCUUUGGAGGCCGUGGGUUGACACAAACUGGUAUGGGGCGAUUCAUCGAGCAUUAUCACCGCACACUGCUCAUCGACGCGGUCGGCGGAGGAGCGGAAGAUGUCCUGGGCGAUCUCGGGGUCCGACAGGCCAUGAGGAGUCUGCCUCCGAAUGUUCGCCUGUGA